Messenger RNA from Echinops telfairi (small Madagascar hedgehog), 1183 nucleotides. RefSeq names its product nuclear RNA export factor 2-like. Gene Ontology annotation, biological process: poly(A)+ mRNA export from nucleus. The transcript is spliced from 10 exons. Bases 1 to 816 code for a protein of 271 amino acids. Lineage: Eukaryota; Metazoa; Chordata; Mammalia; Afrosoricida; Tenrecidae. Gene Ontology annotation, molecular function: RNA binding. The record is from RefSeq and is a predicted model, not a curated record. Gene Ontology annotation, cellular component: nucleus.
AUGGGCCUCCUUUUAUCCUCUCAUUCAGGUAUGAUUUUUUCAACAAAGUGGGCAAGCUCUGACUUUUCUUUUGCCUUGAUAUUUAACAGUGACAUCAGGGACUUGUUCUCCAAGUUAUUGAACCUGAAUGAUCAGGAGUUGCCCUCACCUGUUUUCUCUGACAUUGGGGAUGACAAGAAGUUACCACUCUGCAAGGGGAGUGUGUUUGGAUCAGAGACCCUGAAGAAUCUACUCUGCAACUUCCUGAAGCAGUAUUACAGUAUCUACGAUGAUGGGGACCGACAGAGUCUCCUGAGUGCUUACCACGACAAUGCCUGCUUCUCACUGAGUACUCCCUUCAACCCUGAGGAACCAUCCCUUAUAAGAUUGGGCCAGUACUCCACAUACAGCAGGAAUAUGAAGCAGCUCAUGGACGUCGGCCUGUGUGUUCAGUUGCUGAAACACACAAAGUGGGAGGUUGUCAAUUUCCUCUGUGUGUUGCCCAAGACCCAGCAUGACUUCAGCUCCUUCGUGGUGGACACCUGUGUCCAGACAGAAAAGAUGCUCUGCUUUUCUGUCGGUGGGAAGUUCAAGGAGGUGCAAGAAAUGUGUGAAACUUGUAUCUGUACCUUCAACCGAAACUUCAUUUUGACGACUGUCAGCGAUUCCAGCAUAUGCAUCAUUAAUGACCAACUGACUGUGACUGACAUGAGCCCCGAAGAAACCCAGAGUGCCUUCAUGCCGGUGUCCACACCCUCCUCCACCUUGGUGCCCACCACAUCCAAGGAGCAGCAAGAAGUGCAGCAGGCCACCUCUAUUGGGUCUGCCUGUGAUUGAGGCCUAUAGGAUGAACUCAUGAAGGGGUGCACAGCCCUUACAAGGAAAACGCCGAUGGAGUCAAGGUUCUGAUCAUCUUCAGCCUCCUUGUUAUUCUCUCUCUUUUAUGCCACUCAAUCUCUAUGUAGCUUUUGAAAGUAGAGUGAGGUUGUUUGUUGUGUGAAAUCUAUGCAGCGACCAUUUGAGUCAUGCGUUAUCAUCACUGCCCCAUAGCUUACACCAUACAGGGGCUGAUGCUACUAUUAAGCAUUGAAUCCUCUGAUGAACAUAGAAUGAAACCUCCAAAGCAGCCAAGGAUCUGGUCGUUGUCAUCCUUAUCCUGUCCCUGUUUCCUCUGGCCACUGUUUUAUGUAUUUGUUCUACCCAG